CAGCUAGUGCACAUAUUCAAAAAGGAGCAAACGUGCCAGUCAUGUGACCGGAUCCACCACUACCACUAGCACGACUGCCGGGAUGUGGAGAUUUGAGAUGCCAGACGGGAUGAACGCGUGCUCUUAGUUUUAUUUCUCAUCUCACACAACGUCCAUGUUGAAUCGCCAAACAACUUUGAAGCUUUUUUCGCUAUUUAUUCUGAUGGGUAGUUCCUUAGCUUCCCCGUUGAGUGAACCUUGCGGGGAAAACGAGGAACGAGCCUGUAUGCCCUGCACUGAGCCAAAAUGCUCACAUCCCUACAUCGAAGAGCCCUUCUGCGUUUUCAUUAAAAAGUGUCGGCUUGGAUGUGCCUGCAAAUUCGGAUAUAUUCGCCAUGAUCUCGAUAAUCAAUGUAUUUCCGUUCUGGACUGCAAACUCCCAGUGCGACAGCUCAAUGUUCCCAUUUGGUAAAAUGUAUUUAUUGGAUCAGUGCAUUUCUUCUUAAA
This is a messenger RNA of Drosophila simulans, 486 nucleotides long. RefSeq lists its product as uncharacterized. The transcript is spliced from 3 exons. Lineage: Eukaryota; Metazoa; Arthropoda; Insecta; Diptera; Drosophilidae. The record is from RefSeq and is a predicted model, not a curated record. The coding region runs from base 155 to 451 and encodes 98 amino acids.